UGCUUCUCCGCAGGCCCAUAAUUUCCCCGGAUAUGGUCCGUGGGGAGAUUCUACCAGGUUUCUGCCGCUACUUUAGAUGCUUCGACAUUAAGCUGGAUGAGGAUAUGCCGAUGUACAUCUGUAAGUGGCUGGGACGAGUAUAAAGCCUAUAUGUUUGUGGUUCGUAGCCUGAGUCCGUCAUCACACUGUUCUGCAGUUCCUUCCUGUCAACCAGACUAUUGGAUUCAGGAUCUUCAUUAUGCGCUUCCUCGAGCUCAGAGGCAAGAGCCUCAUUGCCGUUAUUCUGUUGACCUCUGGUCUUGACUUUCUUCUUUUCGGAUAUGACCAAGGACUCUUCGGCGGCAUCCUGGGCGGCCAGCGCUUCAAAGAUACCCUUGGCAAUCCCAACCCAACCAUGACCGGCCUCGUCACAGCCAUCUACGAUAUCGGCUGCGCUCUCGGUGCCGUUGUGGCUUUCGUCUUUGGCGAGCGUAUCGGACGCAAGCGUUCCAUCAUCCUCGCUAACCUCAUUGUCGUAAUUGGUGCUGCUAUUCAAUGUGCCAGCUUCGACUACUGGCAGAUGUUCGUCUCCCGCAUCAUCGGUGGCGUUGGUGUCGGACUGUCAACGGUUGCGGUACCAAUCCUACAGUCAGAGACACUACCUGCACACAACCGUGGUUCGCUUCUUGUUGUCCAGUCCGCCUUGAUCAUCAUUGGAGUUGCUGUCGCGUCUUGGCUAUGCUUUGCGACGCUAUAUGCCGAUAGCUCGCUGCAGUGGCGCUUUCCUGUCGCUUGCCAAAUACUGUUUUCACUGCUUGUGUUGGCGCUUUGCCCGUUCUUGUGCGAAACUCCAAGAUGGUUAGCAUCGCGUGGAAAGAUUGACGAGGCGAAGUAUACCAUCAGUCGACUUUUGGACAAGCCGCUGGAUGAUGAAGAAGUGCUGGGCCAACUCCAGGAAAUCCUCGACGCGAUCGCGGCAGAGAGUAGCGAGGAAGAGCCCACCUGGAGCGAAGUCUUCAGCAAUGCAACCAAGACCCGCAAUCUACACCGUGUUGUUCUCGGAAUGGGACCUUAUAUGAUGAACCAGUGGAGUGGCAUCAACGCCUUGUGCUACUACCUGGCCUACAUCUUCCAGCAGUACCUCGACUACUCUCCGAGCAUGUCUCUCAUCCUCGCCUCAGUGGCUUUUACUCAGUAUGCUGUGUUCUCGUGGCCACCAUACUUCUACAUCGACAAGAUUGGGCGCCGAUGGUCGGUUAUGGGCUCGUCAGCCGGUUGCGCAGCAUGUAUGGCGAUCAUCGCCGGAUGCCUGGCCACAAACAGCUAUGCUAGCGCCGCAGCAGCAGUCGCCUUCAUCUUCUUGUAUCUCGACUGCUUCACCCUCGGUAUAUUGCCUGUGUCGUGGUCCUACUCAGCCGAGAUUCAACCUCUCCGUGUCCGAAACAAAGCGACAGCUGUCGGCGUCUUCUCGCAUUGGAUGUCGAACUUCGUCGUCGUUAUGGUCACUCCCAUUGGCCUAGAUAACAUUCGCGGACAUUACUUCUGGGUCUGGGCUGCGGUUUGCGCAUCCUUUGUACCGCUUACCUACUUCUUUGGUGUCGAGACUUCUGGACGCACGCUCGAGCAGAUCGACAUUAUGUUCUAUGAGCAGCCGAGGCUAUGCAUGGGACUAAAUCCAGAGAACCGAAGGGUUGUAAGGGCGAGCAAGUCAGAUGAGGAGAAGAGAUUCAGGGAGUUUGCGCACGUCAGCGAGAAGAACCAGGCUGUUAUGGAGGAGAGAAUCAGCCAGAGUGAUUAGACACAACCCGUAAGGCACACAAGGGCAUGUAAAGGAAGAGCUAGUCCACUGAAAAAGCCUACGGACGAAUGAAAGCAACUUUGAAUGAACUGCGAGCAAACAGCUGCGCUU
This is a messenger RNA of Alternaria alternata, 1888 nucleotides long. RefSeq names its product sugar transporter STL1. The record is from RefSeq and is a predicted model, not a curated record. Gene Ontology annotation, molecular function: carbohydrate:proton symporter activity. The transcript has 3 exons. The coding region runs from base 239 to 1777 and encodes 512 amino acids. NCBI's taxonomy places the organism in Eukaryota, Fungi, Ascomycota, Dothideomycetes, Pleosporales, Pleosporaceae. Gene Ontology annotation, cellular component: membrane. Gene Ontology annotation, biological process: transmembrane transport; carbohydrate transport.